This is a messenger RNA of Phalacrocorax carbo (great cormorant), 1603 nucleotides long. NCBI's taxonomy places the organism in Eukaryota, Metazoa, Chordata, Aves, Suliformes, Phalacrocoracidae. The record is from RefSeq and is a predicted model, not a curated record.
GGGAUACCCCCGGGGCGGGGGGGGCGUGGCGUCCGCCCGGCCCCGCCCCCGUUGCUACAGCGACGUUGUCAGCAACCCUCAGGCCACGCCUCCCGCCCCGCCUGGGCCAAUGGCGCCGCGGCGGCUGGCCUGCUCGCCAGUGACAUCACGGCCGGUGAAAAUCCCCCGUGGCCGCGGGAGCGGCGGCGGUGGUGGCCCCCGGUCCGGUGCGGUCCCCGACCCGCCCCGCCCCGCCCCGCCCCGCAGCAUGGCCAAGCACCACCGCACGCCGGCGCGUUCCGCCGAGCCCGUCAUCGAGGUCAAGAGCAAGUUUGAUGCAGAAUUUCGCCGCUUUGCCAUGAAGCGCACUGGCACAGGCAGCUUCCAGGACUUCUACUGCCUGCUGCAGACAGUGCACCAGAUCCCACGGGUGGAUGUGCUCCUGGGCUACACGGACGUCCACGGCGACCUCCUGCCCAUCAACAAUGACGACAAUUACCACAAAGCCCUGUCCUCCGCCAACCCCCUCCUCAGGGUCAUCAUCCAGAAGAAGGAGUCUGACGCCAGCGUCUUUGCCUCAAACUCCUUGCAGCGGAAGAAGAAGGGGCUGCUGCGCCCCACACACUACCGGGCUAAGCCUCACCUCCUCAUCGGCAUGCCCCAGGACUUCCGCCAGAUCUCCUCCAUCAUCGACGUGGACAUCCUGCCCGAGACUCACCGCCGCGUGCGGCUCCACAAGCACGGCUCCGACAAGCCACUGGGCUUCUACAUCCGCGAUGGCGUCAGUGUGCGUGUGGCCCCACAGGGAGUUGAGAAGGUGCCCGGCAUCUUCAUCUCCCGCCUGGUGAAGGGUGGCUUGGCCGAGAGCACAGGGCUGCUGGCGGUGAGCGACGAGAUCCUGGAGGUCAAUGGCAUCGAUGUGUCCGGCAAGUCCCUGGACCAGGUGACGGACAUGAUGGUGGCCAACAGCCACAACCUCAUCAUCACCGUCAAGCCGGCCAACCAGCGCAACAAUGUCAUCCGCAGCAGCAAGGCCUCGGGCAGCUCAGGCAUGUCCACAGACAGCACCCCCAGCCAGCAGACCCCCAGCCCGGCCUCGCAGUACCUGAGCAACUACAGUACGGCCGAGAGUGAUGAGGAAGGGGACCUGGUCAUUGAGAGUGACAGCGCACCCCACUACAUCCCCGGGAGAUGCCCCAAUGGGGGCCCCGUGGAUGGACCCCUCCAGCAGAGCCUGUCCCCGCACAGCUCACGGGGUUCCCUGCAGUCCCUGGGCAGCCACAAUGGCAGCCCUGGCCGGGGCAGCGGGUGGGAGGACGGCACCCUCCUCACCCUAUAGCCAUGGGGUCCUUUGCCACCCUCGGUGGCCAGCUAGGUUUCCCUGCAGCUGGGCUGGUCAUGGGCACAGGGGCGAUGACAGGGCUGGCGGGCAGGGGUAGAGCAGGGCUGUCUGCUGCCCUCUCCUGCCACCCAUGUCCCCAGGAGUCCCGCUGUGGCGCCUGCUCCCGCCAGCCCCCUUGCCUCCCACCCCCCUCCUUCCAAGCAAGUGGGGUUUUUUUAACUGUUUUAUGAAAACAUGCAUCAUCAAUUAAUAUAUUGCAAUGGACAGUAAAACCUUUUCUAG